AUGAGUGACGUCCGCGAGGUCCAGGUCCAUUACUCAUUACUAGUUGGGAAUUCAGCUGGUCCAUCCGUGCCACGAACACCUCAGCCCAUCUCCCUCGAGGAUGUUUUGCUUCGCGAGGGAUCCAUUCCAGAGUUCUUAAUGUCAUCUGUCGUCUGUCCUCCUCAUUAUACGACCAGCCCAUCGAUGCUUUGUGUUGUGGAACGCCUUGAUGGUGAACUGUUUAUUUACAAAAAAGGCUGGGAGGCCAUCUAUACAAUUGCCGUAUACGCCACUGGUUCAAGUAGUGUAAGUAUAGAAUAA
Molecule: messenger RNA, 300 nt
Organism: Strongylus vulgaris
Lineage: Eukaryota; Metazoa; Nematoda; Chromadorea; Rhabditida; Strongylidae
Source: the annotation of a GenBank genome assembly